CAAAGUUCUUCCAGUCCCUCACUCCAGAGUCCAGACUCCACACUCUAGUGCGUGUCUAUGUGUGAUGAAGUGUGUGUGAGAGACAGAGUGAGGGGAGGGAUAGGGGUUUUGAAGGGUGAAGACUGAAGGGUUCUCUCUGCUAUAUCCACUGAACUGAUCAACAGAGGAAUUGGACCUUAUUAUCUGCCCCUCUCGUGAUUCAUUUUGUCCCAGAAGAAAAAAAAACUCUCACCUCUAGAAAUAACCAUAUAUAUAUAAACCUCAAGGUUGUCCAUUCUUGGAUUCCUUUACCAGACACGUUUCCACUUUUGAGAUAUUUCUCUGAAUUCUCAGCAUCCCUCUUCACCAAAUCUUAUUUCUAUUCUUGACACUAGAAUUUUGGGUUCUUGUGUGCAUUUACUCCUCUUUCUUCGCCAUCAGUCUUUGACAAUUUGAGCUUUUCAGAGUUUUUAAAGCACUGUGUUUCAAUUUUUCUUUCAUCCUGCAAAACUUUCAGCGGACAGACAGUAGCUUUUCCUUUUGCUUUACCUCAUAGCUGAAGAUAGGAACUUCAUAAAUUCUGGAGGACAAUUUGGCGUAGACUUUCCUUUCAAUGUGACGGUAAAUUCAAGGCUGAUUUUUUGAGGCUUUCUUGUAUUUUUCUGGCCUUCCUUUUUAAAGGGUUUCUGGUGACUUCUUAGUCUGAGGUACUGUUAAAAGGUUUUGGCCUGUUCACUUUUUCUUGACGGUCAUUUAGGUUCUUUUGGUCCAUAGUGAAGCGAAGUGAAGUUGUACCUUUUAGGGUUUAAGCCUUCAGGGCUCUUGUACUUUCUUCUCCUUUGCGGACAGUUCCUCUUUACCUAUUCAACUCUUGCUACUUCUCUGCCGAUUGUUGCUGAAACUUUGCUGAAUUUAAAGCUGUCCCUUUUCGCAUCUUCAUCAUUAAGGUGCAAUUGAAGCUUGAAACUAUUCAAGAAUUGCUGGAGUUUCCAGCUUUUUUUGUUUUAUUGUUUUGUGAAGUGGGAUUUCCUCUAAGCUUUCCCAUUUUCAUGACAAUUGUCUUUUAUUAGGCUUUGAAUUCAGUUUUCCAGUCUUCUUUCUGAAAUUAAAUUCUGUCCUGAAAGUCGAAAGGUUGCAAUUUGCAGCUUCUGAAUGAAGGCAUAAGUAGCUCAGCUUUCCAUCUUGUCUUGAUGGGAUUUUACUCUUGAUUGAAGGCUUUUGUCAAGUUUCUCCUGGAUUCAAUUUUUUCAAUCUUUCUUGAUUCAAUCUACAAAUGUCUUCUUGUUUGAGUGGAGGCGGUCGAGCAUACAGAUUACACCUUGAGAUUAUCAAAUCUCCAACAACAUCAUGGACGUCACAGUCGUCAUCUCCUUCAUCAACUCUCUCAGAAUCAAGCAACUCUCCAAUUGCAAUCUCCACUAGAAAGCCUCGAACACCUCGAAAAAGGCCUAAUCAGACUUACAAUGAAGCAGCUGCUCUGCUUUCCACAGCCUAUCCUAAAAUUUUCUCCACAAAACACCUCACCAAGCCUUGCAAAUUCACCAAACAACAGUACCCCUUUUCAUAUGAGCCAUCAGACUUGUUACUACCUUUUCCAGUCAUCGAUAAUUCGAGCUUCUUGAUACAUCAUCCACCUGUGCUAGAGAAGCCUAAUAGUUAUCCAAUUGAGCAAAAGAUGGCAAGUUCUUGUGAAAAGCCAUGCCAGAGUCCAGGGGAAAUCAAUUCCAAGAUGAAUUUCUCGGAGGUGUCUGAUGAUUUCAAUGAGGAUUUCGAUGCAGAGUCAAUACUUGAUGAGGAAAUUGAACAGGGGAUUGACAGCAUAAUGGGGAAUUUAGGUGUGGAAAAUGAAGCAGUUGAUGAGUCUAAUACGUUUUGUUAUGGUACUAAUACUAGUCAAAUAGGAACUUGUUAUGGUUAUCCAGUUGGGCUAGGAUUUGGAGUUAAUUCUGAGUAUGGAAAUUUUGGGAUGAGAAAUAAUCACAUUAGAGCAUUUAGGAAUAGUGACGAGGGAGAUUGGUGGUUUCCUAUUGUAAAUGUCCGUGACAUCACACCAAGAUUCCAUAAACCACCGGCGGAGAAGAAGAAGAAAAAGGUCGAAAAGACGGUCGAAUUGAAGAAUUUAGCUGAACCAUCAUCAGUAACUGCAAAGGAGACUCUAAUUUCAUCAUCAUCUGCAAGAGCAAUGAAGCAAAAUUCUGGUCCUGCACAAAAAUUAGCCAAGGACAAAGUCAAGGACAAGGACAAGGACAAGGAGGAGGAGGAGGAGCCUAAUGAGCCUAAGCCAAAUGUUGGUAGCUUGCUACUAAAAUUGAACUACGACAACGUAUUGACUGCGUGGUCCGAUGGGCCGUCGCCAUUUGCCGAUGACUCUCCAGUGGCUGAGGCUUCUGGAAAUGAUUUGCAAGCCAGGCUGGCUAAAAUAGACUUAUUCUCAGAAACAGGUGGUGUUAGGGAAGCCAGCGUAUUGCGCUACAAGGAAAAGCGACGCACGCGCCUAUUCUCGAAGAAAAUCAGGUACCAAGUCAGGAAAGUCAAUGCUGAUCGACGGCCCAGAAUGAAGGGUCGAUUUGUGAGAACGCCAAAUUCUCCUGAUAGUGAGCAAGGAUAGAGGGACUUUUCUUAGCAACACUAGUCUAUAUAGCCAUUUUGCAUCAGCAUUUUUUUCUUGAUUUUUUUUCCCCUCAAGACCAGCUUGAACUACCACCAUAGGCAGAAAAUUGGUUAAGGUAUGCGUACCAAGAAGAGAAGGAAGAUCUUUUGCUCACUUUUUUGUAACAUUCCUCUUAGACUUUCUGUUUGUAGCCUUCUUAGAGAAGUGCUUUUGUAUCAAUUUGCUUCUCAAAUCAUGGUUGAAAAUUACCUUCUUAUACAACGAGCAGCUGGCUAGAAACUUCACUCUUUGUUACUUGAUGAAUAAAGUAAUUAUACUAUAAUAUUUUUCAACC
Molecule: messenger RNA, 2924 nt
Organism: Coffea eugenioides
Lineage: Eukaryota; Viridiplantae; Streptophyta; Magnoliopsida; Gentianales; Rubiaceae
Product: protein CHLOROPLAST IMPORT APPARATUS 2-like
Exons: 3
Coding region: 1253-2587 (444 amino acids)
Biological process (GO): regulation of DNA-templated transcription
Cellular component (GO): nucleus
Molecular function (GO): protein binding
Source: RefSeq, a predicted model, not a curated record